Molecule: messenger RNA, 996 nt
Organism: Zophobas morio
Lineage: Eukaryota; Metazoa; Arthropoda; Insecta; Coleoptera; Tenebrionidae
Product: peroxiredoxin-4
Exons: 5
Coding region: 202-936 (244 amino acids)
Biological process (GO): response to oxidative stress; hydrogen peroxide catabolic process; cell redox homeostasis
Cellular component (GO): endoplasmic reticulum; cytosol
Molecular function (GO): thioredoxin peroxidase activity
Source: RefSeq, a predicted model, not a curated record
CAUGUCAACAACUGUCAACAACUUCGCUUUCGUGUGACGUCAUAUCAGUAGCCGGUACUUUUUUUAUGUUGAUAAUACGUUAAGCGCUUUUCCGCCAUAAAUCAGAAGAUUACGAUCCCUUAUCAGCUUUCAUGUAAACACUUCUCAAAUCGAUCUUCAGAUUUACAUAACUUCCGCCACGUCCAACAACAUAACCUCAAAAUGCGUAAUUUACUAUUUUUGAUUCAUCUGUUUAUAAGUUGUGUGUAUUUCGCGGCUGCUCUCGAAGAAGAAUCAUGCCAAACUUUUGGAAGUGGCUCCGUGUACCCCCUCGGCGUGAAUCCACAAAAAGCUGAGCACAAAUUACAAUGGACACAAGCUGUCAUUUCAAAACCGGCUCCGUUUUGGGAGAGCACGGCCGUAGUGAACGGGGAAUUCGUUCAGUUGAAGUCAACGGACUUUUUGGGGAAAUAUUUGGUGUUCUUUUUUUAUCCUUUGGAUUUCACUUUUGUAUGCCCGACGGAAAUUCUAGCAUUCAGUGAUCGCAUCCAGGAGUUUCGCAAUGUUAACACUGAAGUUGUUGCUUGUUCUGUUGAUUCUCAUUUUACACAUCUUGCUUGGAUUAACACACCCAGGAAGGAAGGGGGGCUCGGGAAAGUCCAGAUUCCUCUCCUUUCAGAUUUAAAUCAUAGCAUAUCUAAGGCAUAUGGUGUGUUUUUGGAGGACUUGGGACAUACUUUGAGAGGUUUAUUUAUUAUUGAUCCUAAAGGUGUACUUAGACAGAUCACUAUGAAUGAUCUACCAGUAGGCAGAAGUGUAGAUGAGACUUUAAGACUGGUUCAAGCCUUCCAGUAUACUGAUCAGCAUGGUGAAGUGUGUCCAGCUGGAUGGAAACCUGGACAAGAUACAAUAAUACCAAAUCCAGUGGAGAAAAAGAAGUAUUUUGAAAAGCACUGAUGUGCUGCGUGUUUUUUUUACAAACUGUAACAUCACAAUAAACAAUUUACAUAAAAAUAA